AUGCCACCAAAAAGACAUGAUAAAAGCAGACUCCCUGUUCCACUUCCUGAAGGCAAGAUUCUGGUUGAUGUGGAAGGGAAACAAUGGAUGCUGGGCAAGAUGAUUGGCUCUGGAGGAUUUGGAUUGAUAUAUUUAGCAUUCCCCACAAAUAAACCAGAUGAAGAUGCAAGAUAUGUAAUAAAAGUGGAAUAUCAAGAAAAUGGCCCAUUAUUUUCAGAACUUAAAUUUUAUCAAAGAGCUGCAAAAAAAUACUAUAUCGAAAGGUGGGUAGCACUCAAGCAACUUGAUUAUUUAGGAAUACCUCUGUUUUAUGGAUCUGGUCUGACUACAUUCAAGGGAAGAAGUUACAGAUUUAUGGUAAUGGAGAGACUAGGAAUAGAUUUACAGAAGAUCUCAGACCAGAAUGGCACUUUUAAAAAGUCAACUGUCCUGCAGCUGGGUAUCCGAAUGUUGGAUGUAUUGGAAUAUAUACAUGAAAAUGAAUAUAUUCAUGGUGAUAUAAAAGCAGCAAAUCUACUUCUGGGUUACAAAAAUCCAGAUCGGGUUUAUCUUGCAGAUUAUGGACUUUCCUACAGAUAUUGCCCCAAUGGGAACCACAAACAGUAUCAGGAAAAUCCUAGAAAAGGCCAUAAUGGGACAAUGGAGUUUACCAGCUUGGAUGCCCACAAGGGAGUAGCCCUGUCCAGACGAAGUGACCUUGAAAUCCUUGGCUACUGUAUGCUGCGAUGGUUAUGUGGGAAGCUGCCCUGGGAACGGAACCUGAAGGACCCUGUGGCUGUCCAGACUGCUAAAACAAAUCUGCUGGAUGAGCUCCCUGAGUCAGUGCUUAAAUGGGCUCCAUCUGGAAGCAGCUGCUGUGAAAUAGCCCAAUUUUUGGAAUGUGCUCAUAGUUUAGCAUAUGAUGAAAAGCCGAACUAUCAAAUGCUCAAGAAAAUUCUGAACCCAGGUAAAAUACCUUUAGGACCACUGGAAUUUUCCACUAAUGGACACAGUGUAAAUAUACAUACUCCAAACAAUCAAAAAGUUGACUCACGAAAGGCUGCAACAAAGCAACUCAAUGAGGUACAGACUAGUUUAAUAGAGAAAAAAGUUCACAGUGAGAGAAGUGCUGAGUCAUAUGCAACAUGGAGACAAGUGCAAAGAGAGAAGCUGGGUGGAUUGAUUAACAGUGAAACUGCUCAGGAAAGUGCAAGGAGAAAAGAAAAAUACCAUGAGCCUCAAGAAUAUUUGAAUGAAGUAAAAAGAUCCCAGCAAAAAUUUAGCUAUAUACAAUCCCCAAAUUCAUUUUAUGAAUACCAUCAAGAUUUUACCAGUCUAGAUAUAAACAACAAAGCAAGAUCUCCAAACUUGAAUAUGUAUGACUCUUCUAUUAUUGCUAUGGGGGUCACAGAGUUAGAAAGUUCUUCAGGACUUUGGCCUACAAUUUCACAGAUUACUCUUAGUGAAGAGACAAAGACAGGUGUGUAUUUUUACAGCUUCCUCAUACUUUUUCUUUUGAUGUUAAUAUUUCUUGCUUUAUAUUUUCUCUGA
Messenger RNA from Orycteropus afer afer, 1530 nucleotides. RefSeq names its product VRK serine/threonine kinase 2 (gene VRK2). Gene Ontology annotation, molecular function: ATP binding; protein serine/threonine kinase activity. The coding region runs from base 1 to 1530 and encodes 509 amino acids. Lineage: Eukaryota; Metazoa; Chordata; Mammalia; Tubulidentata; Orycteropodidae. The record is from RefSeq and is a predicted model, not a curated record. Gene Ontology annotation, cellular component: nucleus; cytoplasm. The transcript has 12 exons. Gene Ontology annotation, biological process: peptidyl-serine phosphorylation; signal transduction.